AUGGACAAUCCCCUGGCUGGAGGCGAUCGGGCCGAGGGGGCUGCCGGGCAUGAAGGCGGAAGGAACAAUCUCUCGGCAAGUUGUACCUCCACUUCCGCAGGAGACAAUGCGGCAUCAUCGCCGACGGCCAGGCCGCCCCCGACAGCGCCACAGCCCCCGGUAGCUGGCGCCGGCGUUGCUGCCGCCGGCAGCAGCGUUGACGCUAGUCGCCCCCCGUCCUCUCCUGGGCAGGCGCUGCGUUCUCUUCCUGCUGGCUCCACCAGGCUGUUGCUGCCUAUUGGCCCGCAGCGGCAGCAACGUCAACAUGCCCGGCGCAGCGACGAGACCACGACGGCCGCUCCCGCUGCUGCUGGCGCUUCGAAGAAACGCCCGUCAAGACCUGCAGCACGCCUGCGCCGCCUGCCCCCCCCUCCCCCAUGCUCCUCGAUACACACCCUGUUGCGAGAGCGCCAGCGACGCGGCGCAGGUAGGUUCCUGACGAGGGAAGGCCGUCGGAGCGUGUGCCCGCUCCACUAUGCGUACGGCGGCAACCCUAACACCUUGCGCCGGCUGGAGCUGUCGGGAGAGCUCCGCGGGCACGACGGCUGCGUGAACACCGUGUCCUGCUCCCCCGAUGGGAAGUACUGGAUCAGCGGCAGCGACGACCUGAAGCUCAUGAUCUGGGACUGCGAGAGCCACAAGCGCAAGACCAGCUUCCACAGCAGGCACCAAAACAACGUCUUCCAGGCACGCUUCCUCCCCUACACAGACAACGAAAAGAUCGUUUCUUGUGCUGCGGAUGGGCAGGUGAGACUGACGAAUCUUUCCCGCAGCACCAGCGAGCUCCUCGGGGAGCAUGAGGGGCGGGCUCAUCGCCUGGCCAUCGAGCCGGGCUCGCCCCACCGAUUCAUGACUUGCGGGGAGGACGGAGUGGUCUUGUCCUUCGACCUGAGGGCACCCCUCGCCCGCAACAUGGGCGCGACCCUGCUCAGGCAGCCCGGGGGGCGGAGCAUCAGCGGCAUGGCGCUCAAUCCGGCGGACCCCAACGUCCUCUUCGUGUGCGGCGACUCCCCUUACCUGGACAUGUUCGACGCCCGCAAGGCGGACGUUCCCGCGGCGAGGUUCUGCCCGAGAAGCCGCAGGGGCUCGCGCGCGCAUAUCACGGGGGUUGCCGUGAAUUGGUGCGGCACCGAGGUGGUGGCGACGUACAACCCUUCCGGGGAGGUUUACCUCUUCGACGUCAAGAAACAUGCCUCAAGGGGCACGGGCAGCGCUCCCAUGUGGUGCCCUUCCAUCCGCGAAGGCCUCCUCGAGCAAGGCCAGCAGCAGCAGCAACAACGGCAGCAGGCGCAGGCGUCGAGGAGGGGGAGGGAGGAGGAGGAGGAAGAGCGGGUGCAAGACGUCGGCGGGCGAGACGAGGAGGAGGAGGAAGAGGAGGAGGAGGAGAAGGAAGAAGAGGGCGGCGGUGGUGAGGAACAGGAAGAACGUCGAGAGCCGACGUAUGCGGCGAGAUUCACGGGUCAUCGGAACCUGCUGACCGUGAAGCAGGUGACAUUCUACGGUCCUCGUAGUGAGUUCGUCGUGAGCGGGUCAGACUGUGGCCACAUCUUCUUCUGGAACAAGAGCUCGGCAAAGCUGGAGAUGCUGCUGUUCGGUGACAAAGUCGGAGCCGUGAACUGCCUGGAACCACACCCCUACCUGCCGGCCCUUGCCACCAGCGGCCUGUCCAAAACCGUAAAGGUUUGGAGGCCCCCCAGGAUUACCCCCGUCGGCGAACUGGUGGGCAAAAGGGGCAAGUCCCCCCCGGAAAUCCCAACGGAAAACCCGGAAAUGGGGCAAAACCAAAGGGAACAAGGAAAGGCGGCAGCCCGGGUUGCCAUCACGCAGGAGAUGUUGCUGAGCAUCCUUGGCCUGGCCCCGUUCGACGAUGAGGGAGACGGCGGGGCGCGGGGGGGAGCAGCGGGCGGAGGAGGAGGAGGAGGAGGAGGAGGAGGAGGAGGAAGGGGGGAAGGGGCAACGGCGGCGGCAGGCGCGGGCGGAGCCAACAGAGGCGGGCAUGGAGCGGCUGCGGGAGCGAGAGGAGGUAGUCCGACGAGAAGGCUAAGCGCACGGGCGCGCCUGGCGUUGCUCCACCGAGCCAUGGGGAUGAUCUCGGGCAUGGGUGGCGAGGAAGAGGACGAGGAGGACGAGGAAGAGAGCGAGUAUGAAGGGGCCGGGAGCAGCCAGGACAGCGAAGACGUCGACUAUGGGGAGGAGGAGGAAGAGGAAGAGGAAGAAGAAGAGGAGGAGGAGGAGGAGGAGGAAGAGGAAGAGCAAGAGGAGCCUGGGCGGCCCAUUCGGGGCACCCCGCUGCAGGGGCCUAGGGAGGGAGGGUUGACGGCGACGGCAACAGCGGCCGGUCUCAGCCUCGAAGUCGUCUCGUGUGAAAGCGACAGCAGCGGCGACAACGAAGGGAGCGGCGCCGGCGCCGGCGGUCAGAUACCGAACGGCGAUGUCACGGGAUGAAAUAAAUGCAGAGGCGGCGGCAGCGACCACUCCCUCGCAUGAGCGGCAGCGGCGUCAUGAUCGAAGAAGAGAAAGUUAUGGCGAUGCAGUUGUCCUCGAUAUUUUACGGCUCGGCUCGUUUCCGCAGGGCGUGCGCUUUGGUUGUAUUCGCGUAACUUAUUUAAUUGUCUUGGAGUCUAGCUAUAAACCUUGGGGUGGGGUCAUGCCUACGCAUACGCCAACAGAAGUUGUACAUAACAAGACCCGGAGAGGUCAAUUAUAAAUGUAAUGGAGUGUGUCGGCCGGGCUAUCCGCCUGAGCGUGACACGUUGAUUAGUCUAAGCGGGACAACAAAAAGGAACGCAAGAGGGAAUCUGUAGCCCGGCGUCCGCUGAGUGAGUGAAUGUGUCUUGUUCUCACGUGGUGCACUCCAUCAUG
Molecule: messenger RNA, 2901 nt
Organism: Ectocarpus siliculosus
Lineage: Eukaryota; Phaeophyceae; Ectocarpales; Ectocarpaceae
Source: the annotation of a GenBank genome assembly